AGUAGAUAUGCUGCUUUUCCAACAGCUGAAUAUAAAAGAAUAAGUCAAAUCCUACUGUUUCUGGAUGCUGUUAAUUUCAAACCUUUUAAGUCAUUCUUUACAUAUGGAACUCAUAAAAUAGUGUAAAAAUCAUUUUCAUGGGUAAUGUGCAGUAUACCUGACAGAGAAGUAAGCUCAUAAUACUUAUUCACAUAAUACAAAUGAAAACUACAGACAGGCAAUUCUUUCCUAGUCAUUGAUUAAACAGAUCUCUAAAGACUUCCUUAUGAUUGUUUGUUAUAUGUAAGAAAUAAUAUAUUAUAUUACAUUAUAUUUUAUAACACAUAAUUUUAGCUUAUUUAGAUGGACUUUAAGCCAAGCUCUGAACAUGGGAUUUCAUGGUGUUGCACUGAACCUGCUCACAAACCUGAGGUGGACAGCAAAUGGGAUCAUCCCUCCACCCACCAUGGGUUGGUAUAUGUUUCCAUUUCUCUAUGGGCUUAUUGAAAUAUCUCCUUCCUACUUCCUCCAAAGGACAGCCUUUUCUGCCUCAGGCAGAAAUAGAAAUAUAGACCAUGAUGAUGGAGACUUACCAGAUGUGCACAAGAAGCUGCCAUCCAGUGCUGGAGAGGACCGAGCCUUGCUGCUGGGCUUUGCAAUGAUGGGCUUCUCAGUCCUCAUGUUCUUCUUGCUUGGAAUUACCAUCCUAAAGCCUUUCAUGCUCAGCAUUCAGAGAGAAGAGUCGAACUGUACUACCAUCCACACUCAUAUCACGGACGACUGGAUGGACUGCGCUUUCCCCUGUGGUGUAGGCUGCCGAGGCCGGGGCGAGUACCCAUGUCUUCAGGUGUUUGUGAACGUCACCCAUUCAGGUCAGAAAGCUCUCCUACAUUAUAAUGAAGAGGCUGUCCAGAUAAAUUCCAAGUGCUUUUACACACCCAAGUGCCACCGAGAUAGGAAUGAUUUGCUGAACAGUGUGCUGGACAUAAAGGAAUUCUUUGAUCACAAAAAUGGGACUGCCUUUUCAUGCUUCUACAGUCCAGACAGCCAAUCUGAAGAUGUCAUUCUCAUAAAAAAGUACGACCAGAUGGUUAUCUUCCACUGUUUAUUUUGGCCUUCACUGACUCUGCUAGGAGGUGCCCUGAUUGUUGGCAUGGUGAGAUUAACACAGUACCUGUCCCUGCUGUGUGAAAAAUACAGCGCUGCACUCAGAGAUGAGGUAGGUGGCAAAGUACCUUAUAUGGAACAGCAUCGAUUCAAACUGUGGAGUGUGGGGAGGGACAAAGAAAGGAGCAGAAAGAUCUGAAGACAGUGGCCAGAUUAAAGUCCUGGCCUUCAGAUACCUGCAAUUUUUGCACCUGUGGACCUAAUGACGCCUGCUCGCAAACUAACCACGUCGAGGCAAUUCAAACUAAGUACAUUUCUUUUGGGAAACAUUUUUAAAAAGCCUCACUAUGUAUUCCAUUUAUUCUAUGAAUACAUACAAACUCACCAUCUUUUUUCUACCCCACAUUUCUUUCCACAUGAGCCAAGGAAGUGCUUUUUGUCUCCACAUGGCGAAAUGAGCUCACAGUAGCUGUGCUUUAUCUAAUUUCAGCUCUAGCUGAACUUGUCUGCGUGGAAGUAAAUGAUGGAGGGUAUCUAACCUAUUGAGUACUGAACAGCCAGCCUAGAUCUAUGCAACACAGUUUACAUCAAAACAUUUCCCAAAAAAGUGCUUAGUGAAGAACAGGUCAUUCACUGUUAGGAAGAUAAUAAUCUGGUAAUUUCAAAAAAAUGUGGGCCAUUUUGCUUCACCAUUCAUGAUAAAGGAAAACUGCUCCUAGCAAAUGGCACUGAGUUUAGAGUUCUCUGUACUUAACCUUGCCAUGUACCAUGUAAUUUUUCUUUCAGCAACAUUCUCCUAGUUAAUUAUGCUUUCCAUAAGCUCAUUUUCUUCUUUGUGCACAUUCUGGUGGGGGUGGGAGAGAUGGCCAGAAACGUGAAGUAGGGAGAAGCUGUAUUGGAUGGAAUUUAACAUUCAUCUCAGAUAAUCUGCAAUUGUAGAAAAGUCCCACGUGGACAGUCAGCAAACAUCUGUACUUUAAUGACUCAAUCCUGGUUAUUAACUAAUGAAUGUCACAAGGCUCUCCCAACAAGUGCUUUCCAGAGUAAGCUGAAUUGGGAAUUGAAAACAUGUAUUUGUUCUGAAAACCAAUGUGCCUCAAAGUAUCUCUUCAAUUUUACUAAAAAAGUUUUACAUCACGGUCCACAGAAAGAAUGAGACUUUGAAGCAACUUUUAUAUGCAGAUGUAAUUAAAACAGAAAUUUUGAUUCCAAGUAAAUAUUAUGCCUUUUAGCAGUUAAUUUCAAAUCACAAAUUACUGAAGAGACUGAAUGAUUAAAUAGAGCAAUAUUGACUUGACAAGUAAUGAACAAUUUUGGUACUUUCUCCUCCUCCUAGUGUGGAAUAGUAGAAAAUGCAUGUGUUUCAGAGGAUUUAUUUGAAUUCAUAGGUCAUAACUACAGCUUUUCAGAUACGUAUCCCCUGGAAGUUCAGCUGAACUGAAAUGAAGGUUCAAGCCUCUCUCUUCUCAUUUAUAAAAUGGGGAUAAUCUCUUCCUUCAUGGGGUUAAGGAAGAGACAAGGUAGAGUAUAUAAAACACCUUAGUUUCUUGCACCUAGUAAAAGUGCUCAAAAAAUGUUAGAUAAAUUUUUUUUGCUAAGUUUCAAUAUUCAGUCAGCCUUAUCCCUCUUUUGGGUAUGUAUCCAAAGGAAAUGGAAUCAGUAUCUCCAUCUGUAUUCCCCUGUUCAUUGGAGCAUUACUGACAAUGGGCUAGAUAUGGAAACAACCAGUGUCCAUUCACAGAUGAGUAAAUUGUGAUCUUACACACACACACACUGUACACACAUAUGUGAGGUGUGUAUACAUAUACACAAUGGAAUAUCAUUCAGUCUUAAAAAAGGAGAUCCUGCCAUUUGCAACGGCACAGAUAAACCCAGAGGGCAUUAUGCCAGUAAAAUAAGCCAGACACAGAAAGGAAAAAACUGCAUUUCACUUAUAUGUGGAAUCUAAAAAUGUCAAAUACACAGAAGCAGAAAGUAAGAUAGUGAUUACUGGGGGUGUGGUCAGGUAGGGGAAAUGGGGAGAUGUUAAUUAAAAUGUACAAACUCUGUUUUAAGAUGAGGUCUAGAGAUCUCACGUACAGCACGAUUAUGGCAAGAAUUCUAUAUUGAAUACUGGAAAUUUGCUAAGAAAGUAGAUUUCAGGUAUUCUCAUCACAUAGACACACAUACACACAAUGUGAGGAGACGAUACAUUGAUUAGCUUGACUAUAAUCAUUUGCUGUACAUGAAUAUCAAAUCAUAUUGUACACCUUAAAUAUAUACAAUUCUCAUUAAAAAAUAAAAUAAAUUCAGUCAGCCUUGGUACCUUUCACUGGACAGCCGGUUAUAGGGCUAGCGUAGGGAGCUGUAGGAGAGCAUUCCUUCCCCUUGUCUUGGCGAAAUAUAAUAUGCAUUUAAGAUUCAGAACGUGCUGCUUAAAAGGUUGCGGUAAAUUAUUUUGUAUACCAAAGACUUUCCUGAAAUAAAAGAGAUGUAGGCACACAUAUUUUAAAUCAUUCUACAAAUUGAGAUUCUGUAGAUUUCUAAAGGGCAGAUCUCUAUUCCAUUUCUUAGUAAGUUUUGACACCCAUCUAACAACGUGCAGUUCUUGGGAUUUUUCUCCUAACAAAUUCAAAACCACUUGUUUAAAGCCUAAAAAGUGUGUGAAAGUGUGAAACCUAGUGUUGCAAUUACCAGUUUUCCACUCAUACAGUGCGGCUACUUGGUUCAUCUCGUAACCUCAUCUCAGGAAAGAGGAACAUUAUGCUUGAAGAACAAAGUCCAUUUAGAAUAAUGUUAAUUCAAAGUCACGCAAACCAUUUGGCAAAGAAACAAAAUGUGAGCAAUCAUUUGCUGUUAAUUGCUUAGAAGUACAGAGUAUCAACACUCACAUGUAUGUACUGGUCCAAGUACAGACUCCCCUUUUGCAAGGUUUACGAUAACUGAAAGUAAAAUCAGUUUGCCUCUAGCCCAACCUCACUUCUAGGUUCUGGUCUUCAACUGACUUGAAAAAAAAGUCUGUCUGCACGUACAAACACAUUCAUACGUAUAUGUGUAUGUUUCUGCUUGAAACACAAACAUACAAUUCUUUUUGCUUAAAGGAAAUGAAUAUUCAAACAGAUAUUUCUCUAAUAUUCAUUACUUUACUGGGGCAGAAAAAUUGCUUUUAAGGCAUAAUAGUUUCAGGUUUUCAAUCAACUAUUCUUAGUUGUUACUGAUCAGAACUCAAGUUCAGCUAAAUUUUGAUUAUUAGCAACACCAGUUUGCUUGUAAGUAUUCCAAAAAAAUGGCAAAGUAUAAUUAUCAGUUUUUUGUUUAAAAUAUGUAGUACACUAAGGACUGCUUAGA
Neofelis nebulosa (Clouded leopard) is the source of this 4413-nucleotide messenger RNA. It is a transcript of the gene KCNMB3, whose product is annotated as potassium calcium-activated channel subfamily M regulatory beta subunit 3. Gene Ontology annotation, molecular function: potassium channel regulator activity; calcium-activated potassium channel activity. Bases 368 to 1285 code for a protein of 305 amino acids. Gene Ontology annotation, cellular component: voltage-gated potassium channel complex; membrane. The record is from RefSeq and is a predicted model, not a curated record. The transcript has 3 exons. Gene Ontology annotation, biological process: detection of calcium ion; potassium ion transport. NCBI's taxonomy places the organism in Eukaryota, Metazoa, Chordata, Mammalia, Carnivora, Felidae.